AACCCUAAGAAAUGCGCGGCCGCAACGCCCUCCCCCGGAGCUUCAAACUGCAAUCUAUAAAAGAAUUCGACACCAGCACAUUGUCAUCGGUGUGCUAGUGCCUGUUGCAGUGCUGUGUUGUGUGUCCGUUAACAUAUCGCCAAGAAACUUUCAUCAUGCAGACCUCCACAAUCGUAGUCCUCUUGUGCUUGGUUGCCGUAGUGGUUGCGCAGGCGCACCAAGAGCCGCGACCGGUAGACCCGGCACAAGAAGCCCUGUUCGAGACUCCGGAGCACGACAGGAGCCCUAGGAAUAAGAGAGGUCUGCUGCUGCUCAAGAAGAAGCUGUUACUCGGUGCUCUGGGCUUGAAAGCAGCGAAGGUCGGCGUUGGUGCUGGAGUAGUAGGCGCUCUGGCUCUCAAGGCGAAAGCCAGCUCCAAACCCUCAACAUCAUACUCCUACUCUAGCCAUCACGGUUGGUGAUUGACUGCACUGGGGAUUUUCUUAUAACGCAUCAAGUGUGUCUACGUUCUAAGAGAAACCUAGUAAUUGUGUAAAAUAGUAUUAAUUGUUAGGACUCCACAGAGGCUUCCAUGUGAUGGGUAUUUAGAUCAUUCGUUCUGUAUAUAUUCCGUACAGUCGUGACGUCAUUCAAUAUUGAAAUUAUAUAGCAUUAUUUUACGAGCUAUUUUAUAUUGCAGACGCAUUACCACCGGCCGAUAAUGUAGUAAUUUUCUAUGCAUACAUUUGAAUGAGAUAUCAGAUUGUGUGUGUAUUAAAUAAUGGCUUUAAUAGUUUUGAUGAAAUUCUAGUCCGCAUACAAGCGACUAAUGUCCCUGUAGGCGAAACGCAAAAUCAACCAGACAUGUUAAGUGUAUUCAUAUUAUACUAAAAUUGUUAAGUAAGAAUACCGUUCACAAUAAUUAGCUCACGUCCAAAGCCCUUAGUGACAUAAUAAUUAAAUUAGCAUACAGAAGCGCACACGCAAGGAAUUACGUCCAAUAUAUAUUUGUUAUGUCAUCGACGUCACGUAGACUUGCAUUAUAUGUAAAUGACCUGUUACUUAUACCUAAGAUUUAAUAUAAGCACAGAUAUAAGUCAACGUCUGAAGGAAUGCCAUAGUAGAUAGCAUAGUUUAGUAAUUCUAUGUAUGUGUCCCAUAUAAUGUUAUGUAGUUAUCCUUCCUGAUUGCUGAACACACCGACAUGUCAAAUAAUUUGAAUAUAGAACAUUGUAAACUCUGGAACUCUUUGACUUUACACCAAGGAGUUUCGAAGUUCAUUUUUAAAACCUUUUUACUGGUUUUAGUAUAUAAUGGAUUAGAAGAGGCUCUACAUAAUUUUCCAUGCUAUUGGUAAAAUGUUUCAAUCUGUUUUACCCUUUUAAAGCAAGUUAAGAAUGUAUUGAGAAUAAAGUUUCAAACUGUUCUAUUAUAUACUAAAGCUAAACAGUGUCAAUGCGUAAAAAGCUGUCGAUUUGUGUUAUAAUAUUUAUAACAUUAAGUACUGCAAACAUUGACAUUAUGACCGUUUUGUUAAAAACAAUAAAUGAUUUAACAACAUA
Molecule: messenger RNA, 1541 nt
Organism: Spodoptera frugiperda (fall armyworm)
Lineage: Eukaryota; Metazoa; Arthropoda; Insecta; Lepidoptera; Noctuidae
Exons: 4
Coding region: 156-461 (101 amino acids)
Source: RefSeq, a predicted model, not a curated record